CUUGUCGGGGAUUGGUCGAGGAGCUUUACUUCCAAUAAUAUAAACAUGUCUGCUGUCUUGGCUCUGCUAAAGCGCGGCGUGUAGAAGGAACUUCUACUUCCACAGUUCUGUUUCAAACUGUAAGUUUGAGUGAAGAUUAUGCGUUUUUUACGGGCAAGUUGAUUUCGCAUCAGACUUCUGCACCAAAGAUUUGGCAAGAAUUUGUGCACGCGUGAGAAAAUGGAAAAAUCCUUCUGCGAGAGAGACUCUGCCGUUCUUGUGUCAUUGUAAUCACCAGCAUCCCCGGUGCUCCUCCAGUAUUUUGGUGUUCGGUGAGAGAAGUGACCAGAGUAUAGACCCCUCCUCUGCAGGGCGGAGCGUCGAGUUGCCAUUUCGAUCUUGUGUGUGUGUGUGUGUGUGUUUUUGCCUGCUCGUCUGCACUGAGUGAGUGGCAUUGGCACUCUGUCAAUCGCUCACCGCCGCUGCCAUCAAACAACAUAAAACACACACAGGCGGAGGCUGAGCUCAUAAAUUUCAGCAGGCAGAUCUUUUUGCGCAUCGCCUUACAACGUCUUGUUUAAUUAAUUUCUCGCUGUUUUUUUGAGUGCUCUGUUUCUCUCACGGUGUUAACUUUUCUACCGGGCCUGCUGUUCAUAUUUUUAUAGUGACGUUUGGACACCUAUGCCGCAGAUUAUUUCAUUUUUUGUAUUAUUAUUAUUAUUGCAGUUAUCGUGGACACCAUUUCUUUGCAUUUGAAGUGGGCAACAUUUGUGCCCGCUCGUAUUCACGAGUUGCAGUUGAUUUUUUUUGUUAACAUAUUUCCAUGUUGGAUAUUUUGACGAGGAGGAUUUGAAAAUUUGGAGGAUCCCAGAAGAGCGCAGAUGAAUGAGAGAUCAGCGAGGAGCGUCUCAUCCACCGCGCGUCAAAUCACAGAAAGACAGACUGGCCGAGCCUUCUGCGGGAUAUGAUCGACGAGAGUCAAUAAUGAGAAACAAGUUUUGACAAAAAAUAGCCUACAUGUGUUUUUCCACAACACUAAUUCCGCCGAGCGUCCGUUUGGACAGCGCGUAAAACACAAGAGGAUAACAACUGUUUGGACACUUAAAGCGGCGUCGGUGUCUUCCUACUUCGCGGGGUGUCAUUUGAUCACCUCGGUCACACAAUCGCAUUGCUAACCCUGAGACUACAACAUUUGUUGUAGCUGAUUUUGUAUAUGAGUUUUUCAAUUUGCGUGGCGCAGUGCACAGACUCUAUCGCGGCCAUGGACGAGCAAGCCCGCAUCAUGCAGUCCAUCGGCGGCGUCAGUCUGGCCGGCCACUCGGUCCAGGGAGGCAUGGCACUGCCGCCUCCGCACGGACACGACGGGACGGACGGAGACGGCAGGAAACAAGACAUUGGUGACAUUCUUCAUCAAAUCAUGACCAUUACCGAUCAAAGCCUGGACGAGGCGCAAGCAAAGAAACAUGGACUGAACUGUCACAGAAUGAAACCUGCACUCUUCAGCGUUCUCUGUGAAAUCAAAGAAAAGACAGGUCUCAGCAUCCGCGGGGCUCAGGAGGAGGACCCCCCGGACCCCCAGCUCAUGCGGCUGGACAACAUGCUGCUGGCGGAGGGUGUGUCGGGGCCGGAGAAGGGCGGGGGCUCGGCGGCCGCGGCGGCGGCGGCGGCUGCAGCGGGCGGGGCCGGGGACAACUCCAUCGAACACUCGGACUACCGGGCCAAGCUCACGCAGAUCCGACAGAUAUACCACACGGAGCUGGAGAAAUACGAACAGGCGUGCAACGAGUUCACCACCCAUGUGAUGAACCUGCUGCGGGAACAGUCGCGCACGCGGCCCAUCUCGCCCAAGGAGAUCGAGCGCAUGGUGGGCAUCAUCCACCGCAAGUUCAGCUCCAUCCAGAUGCAGCUGAAGCAGAGCACCUGCGAAGCUGUCAUGAUCCUGCGCUCAAGAUUCCUUGAUGCCCGGCGGAAAAGGAGAAACUUCAGCAAGCAGGCGACAGAGAUCCUGAACGAGUAUUUCUACUCACACCUCAGCAACCCUUACCCCAGCGAAGAGGCUAAGGAGGAGCUGGCCAAGAAGUGCAGCAUCACAGUCUCCCAGGGGGUGGGCAGCACCAUCACAGUGUCACAGGUGUCCAACUGGUUCGGCAACAAGCGGAUCCGGUACAAGAAGAACAUAGGCAAGUUCCAAGAGGAAGCCAACCUGUACGCCGCCAAGACUGCAGUCACUGCGGCGCACGCAGCCGCCGCGGCCGUUCAGAACAGCCAGACCAACUCCCCCACCACCCCAAACUCCGGAUUCCAGAUGAAAGAUGAGGAGUUUCAGCUGGAUUCUGCCGAGAGCAAAAACACUCUUUUAACCAACAUGUUCACUGGUUCCGCAGGGUCUUUUAGCCUCCCACACUCUGGGGACAUGGGGUUCUUGGGCAUGCAGAGUCUGAAUGGGCACUCUUACCAAGGGGCACAAGUCGGAGCCAAUGUACAGUCCCAGGUGGAUACCCUGCGUCAUGUUAUCAGUCAGACGGCAGGAUACAGUGAUGCGCUCCGGGGGAACACUAUGUACAGUCCACAUGGCUUGAGCGCUAACGGCGGCUGGCAAGACGCAACGACUCCCUCUUCUGUAAUAUCUCUGACGGAAGGACCCGGCAGUGUGCACUCUGAUACCUCCAAUUGAUCUGCUAGUAGUGCAUCUUAGCCCCAAGCUGGGCACAGACUCCUAUACGGGCCGACCGACUUCAAGAGGACAUACUUCAACUCCACAAUUAAUAC
Messenger RNA from Gadus chalcogrammus (walleye pollock), 2748 nucleotides. RefSeq names its product pre-B-cell leukemia homeobox 3b (gene pbx3b). Bases 1193 to 2653 code for a protein of 486 amino acids. The record is from RefSeq and is a predicted model, not a curated record. The transcript is spliced from 11 exons. Gene Ontology annotation, cellular component: nucleus. Gene Ontology annotation, biological process: embryonic organ development; animal organ morphogenesis; neuron development. Gene Ontology annotation, molecular function: RNA polymerase II cis-regulatory region sequence-specific DNA binding; DNA-binding transcription factor activity, RNA polymerase II-specific. Lineage: Eukaryota; Metazoa; Chordata; Actinopteri; Gadiformes; Gadidae.